Anopheles merus is the source of this 3029-nucleotide messenger RNA. Its product is annotated as DDB1- and CUL4-associated factor 11. Gene Ontology annotation, cellular component: Cul4-RING E3 ubiquitin ligase complex. Bases 771 to 2684 code for a protein of 637 amino acids. The record is from RefSeq and is a predicted model, not a curated record. Gene Ontology annotation, molecular function: protein binding. The transcript has 9 exons. Lineage: Eukaryota; Metazoa; Arthropoda; Insecta; Diptera; Culicidae. Gene Ontology annotation, biological process: proteasome-mediated ubiquitin-dependent protein catabolic process.
CGCUCACAGCGAAUUUGGUUUACUGCGUCAAAACUUUGUGGACGUAUUUCUCUUGAUUUUAUUUCUUCACAAUUGUGGCUUAAUUCGUGCACAGCUAGCACCGUCUACAUUCGUCUCGAACGAAACGCUUCUUCCAUGAUAGGGAAGGAAUGCAGAACGCGUUAAUUUGACCUGAAUUGUGUUCACAUUUGCUGUGUUUUUGUGACUGAAAGCUCACCAUUCACAUCAUACCACUCAUCCAGCCUUCGCCAGCACAGAUACGGGUGUGCAAAACAAAGCGAAGAAGAAGGCAAACGGGAAGAAACCCAAAGUGUUGGAAAUUGCUGUGGAGGAUUCGUACGUGCCAAGAGGAGCAGGUAUCCCGUUUUGAGAAAAAGAUAUUCAUUCUGAUAAGCGUCGAAGGAGAGCAGCUUUCUUAUCUCGAGCAGCUUUCGUGCCUACAAUCACACAGCGCUCACGGGGUGGGUCUAUAUUACGUCCUUCGGGCGAAAGCAGCAAGAGCGAGAGGGAGAAACGUCAUCAUCGCACAAGCUCUCUGAACUUGUUACGACAAGUUGAAGUAGGCACAGGGAACGGAACGGAGAGGACUUUUCGCCCGUGCUGGAGUAGAACGGUGAGUGGGACCGUCCGAUCGAUUCAAUACUAUCUCCGUUUGCUGUGUCUGGAAUACGCAAGCAAAGUUCCGGGGCUGUGACACGGAUAUAGUGUGAACCCCCGCGUAUUGCGCCUCCCUGCGUGGCUGGCGGCGGAAUAGCUCAUCCGACGCUUGUAUGGGCAACAUCGUCUUACGGAGUCGCAUCCUGGAGAGUAUGAACAACUUCGAGCACGCUGAGGAUGCUGACGGCGAUUUUGAGCUGCUGCGCGAACGCUUGUUCAACGAUAUCCAGCUAAAUGACGAAGAGGAAAGCACCUAUGGGUCCGGCGGCGAGUUUGCCUCGAUUUUGCGCCAUCUCAUACGCAGUGGCGAGAUAAUGGUGCUCAACUACGAAAGCUACAUGCAUCAUCCACUGCCGGUAAUCAAGAAGAAGCCAAAUUUGGAGAAGCUAAAGCACAAUGACCUUUACCAUUCGACAAAGGCUGCAGCUGGGGUGAAGGAAAUGCCGGCAGCGAGUGCAGGCGGGGCGGCGGCCUCUAGCGCCCCAUUUUCGCUGAUGAGCAUGGUCACCCAACGACAGCAUGGCCUGGGCAAGCGGCAGGGAUCGUUUGAGCCGAGCGAAAUGUGCCGUAUUACGAACCACUUUCGGCCGAACACGUUUACCGAGACGGUGAGCGCUUGCGAUACGAAGGUGUUCUGUGGCAAGUUUACCAGCAACGGCGAUCGGUUCGUCACGGCCAGCCAGGACACUUGGGUGCGUGUGUACGACUCGACCAGCAGCCAGUACAAGCUGUUGCGUCUGCUCGAUACGAAGCACGUGUCGUGGUCAAUCCUGGACAUGGAUUUCAGCCCGGACGGACAGUCGUUCGUGUACAGUACCUGGGCCGACGCAUUGUUUAUUUCUAGCAUGGACCGCGGCAUGUCGGAUAGCAUACAUUCGCUUUAUCUGAGCCCAAACAAUCAGAAGCUGGGAGUGUUCACCGUAUGCUAUUCGGGGUGCGGCAAGCACAUCUUGUGCGGCGCCAACGAUGGCACACUGUACGCUUACGAUCUGGAGGCAAAUCAACGCACGCUGAUGGCGCCCGUUGCGCGUGUCGAUAUGGACGUCAAUACGGUCGGCUUUGUAGAGGAGUUGUCGAACAUAUUCUACAGUGGAAGUGACGAUGGUGUAAUCAAGUUGUGGGAUCGUCGCUGCAUUGACGAAUCGAACCCGCAACCGGUUGGCCGAUUGAUCGGCCAUUUUGACGGUAUCACGUACAUCGAUUCGCGGAACGAUGGUCGCUACAUCAUUUCGAACUCGAAGGACCAGAGCAUUAAGCUGUGGGAUCUGCGCAAAAUGACACCUUCUUAUGCCCGACCGGAACACGUGUACAGCAACUGGGACUACCGAUGGGACGAUGUACCCAGACGCUUCUUCAACGUUAAGAGAGCGCAGAGAGGAGACACCAGCAUCAUGACCUACCGUGGCCACAAGGUGCAGAAGAGUUUAAUCCGCGCGAAAUUUUCACCCGCCAGUACCACCGGCCAACGGUACAUCUAUACCGGUUGUGGCACGGGCCGUUUGAUAAUUUACGACGUCCUCACAGGCAAGAUUGUCGAAGCAAUCGAAGGACACCAUGAUAUUGUACGCGAUGUUGCCUGGCAUCCGCAUCGAACAGAAAUCAUCACAUGUUCGUGGGAUUGCACCGUUCACCGGCACACGUACUGCAGUCCGAUCGAGAAGCAGGAGCAACGGGACAAGUUGCUCGAUUUGAAAACGCGCCGUCUGUCCUACACGAGUCGUUCGAAUGGUGUCGUUUCCGAGAGUGAAGUAUCGGAACAGCCGCCGGUACGCCGAUCGCGCCGUUUAGCGGAGCGCAACAGCAAUGGUGGCCGGGUCAGCGCCAGCAGUAGCAGUAGCAGCAGCGUCAGUAGCAGCAGCAGCAGCAGCAGUAGCAAUGGCAGCCUUGCCAGCAAUGGAAGCACCAGCGGCCGUAGUUCGAGCUCGGGCCGAAUCAGCCGCAAUAGGAACGUAUCGGCGUCGCGGCACAUUGCAUCCGGAAGUGCUUUCCGAUCACUGCACAGACGCCAUCAUCGCGGCAGCCCAUGAGGUACGGAACUGCAAGAGGAGACACACAUCACCCUUGGUAGGUAAGUACCGGUAUAAAAGAGGGUAGAGUGGUACAUGAUGGAGUGCGUGGUACGCCUCCACUGCGCCACCGUGCAGAGGGUGAAGAGGGGUGAAGCUAUUUGAAAUCGGAAGUAAUUUUUGAAGUGUUUUUUUUUUGCUACUAGAAGGUUUGCUGUGUACUGCAAACUACUGAACUUAUCAUUUUCGUUUCACUUUAUCACUUUCUCUCUAUCUCUCUAUUUGCUAAGAUGAUUGAGUGUUUAUUCCGUUUUUAAAGUAAUCGAUCACGUAGAUACAAGAUUGCACUGUAUGUUGUUAUGCCGA